Molecule: messenger RNA, 5165 nt
Organism: Hemicordylus capensis (graceful crag lizard)
Lineage: Eukaryota; Metazoa; Chordata; Lepidosauria; Squamata; Cordylidae
Gene: CLSPN
Product: claspin
Exons: 25
Coding region: 119-4168 (1349 amino acids)
Biological process (GO): activation of protein kinase activity; mitotic DNA replication checkpoint signaling; mitotic G2 DNA damage checkpoint signaling
Molecular function (GO): anaphase-promoting complex binding
Source: RefSeq, a predicted model, not a curated record
CUGAGGGGCGGGGGCAAACUAUGAGCAAGAGCGCGAAGACUCGAAGAAGGUGCUUGGGCAGAUUUGGCGCCGUCGCGGAGUCAUUGGUCCUUUCUCGGUGGCUUGGGAGUCUGAAGUGAUGGCAGCGGCGAGCACGACCGCGACCACGACUGAGCUUAACUUGGAUGUCCAGGAUCUGAAAUCUCAGGACACCUCUGACAGUGAUUCAGACAGUGGGCAGGGCAGCUGUGAAAUGAACUCUUCGGCACAGACAAAGAAGGAAAUUGCAUCUGCUGAUGAUGGCUCAGAUGAUGAGAUUUGUGUGAGUAAGAGAAUCAAGUGUAAGAAGUUGCUCCCAGACAGUGACAGUGAAGGAGAAGAUCUUGCCCCUGACAAAUUGGAGACUGCAGAAGAAGAUGUGGAGAACGUGGAGGAAAAGAAUGAUACUUUGGCUGCUAAGGUGAAGAAAUCUCACCGUAUUUGCCGGGCUCUGCUAGACAGUGAUGAUGAUACUGAUAACAUUUUAUAUAAUGCAAACUUUGGAAAAGACCCUGAGCCUUGCUCACCUGGGCUUAAGUUGGAGAACUCCGAGAUAUCGGCAAAACCUAGGAAAAAAUACAAAAGCCACAAGAUUAAUUGUACAGAGCAAGCUGAAAGAAAAGAAAAGCACAAUUCAAGGAAAAGGAGAACAGAGAAGGAGAAGAAAAUGAAGGCCAUUAGACAGCUGAAAGAUAAGGAAGAGAAGCAAGAAGAAAAGGAGCUUGGUGAAGGAUUUCCUUUCAAUGACAGCGGGUGCCUUCUGGCUGAUAAAGACCUUUUUGAUGAUGGCUUGGAAGAGGAGGAAAGUCCUCUUCAGGAUGAAGAGUCUCUAGAGUCAAUAAAAGCUGCAGCAAAAGAGAAAAUGAGAAAACAAAAGCUGUUUUCUGAGAGUGAAGAUUACAGUGAUGCACUUGAUGGGAAUGAGGAACCACUGUUAAAGGAACCUAGAAAGGAACGGAAGGCAGCCAAGCUAAGUAAAGAAGCCAUCAAACAACUACAUAGUGAGACUCAGCGACUUAUUAGAGAAGCCAGUGUGCCUCUCCCCUAUCAUCUCCCAGAAGCCAAAAGUGUCCACGAAUUCUUCAAGCGCAAACCUCGGCCUGCUUUCCAGGGAAGUGCUAUGACUUUGCUGAAAUCAACUAAAUAUCAGCUCACACUUGAUGGAGAAAAUGCUGUGCCAAAGAACCCAGGCACUGACUGCAGAGAGAGUGGGAGAGAAGAAACCGACCAACCAGCAACUAGGGAGUUAGAAGCAGGACCCAAUCCUCAGACUUCGACCCUCCUGAACUCUUGUGUUGCCAGAACAGAUGGCUCUUCUGCUGGAGAGGUGGAGAAUUUGAUGGAAGAAUGUCUUGAGCAAAAUGGGCAGAGUGGUGAUCCCAGAACGGAAAGCCCUACUGAGGAGACAAAUUAUGAAAAGCAAGAAGACACUAAACUAAUCGCUGUUGAAUACAGUGUGCCGGUGGAGAAUAAAGUGGAAGGGGAUGCGAUUAAGCAGAGAGAGGAGCCAUUGUUGGAAUCCUCUGCAGAGCCCAAAGAAGCUGUUCAGCCUCCCAGGACAGUGUUGGUAGCAACGGGUGAAAAACGAAAGAAGUCCAGGUUGGACUGGCUUCGGGAGCUGGGGGUGGACCUGACCAUUAAGCCUACACUCUGUUCCAGGGAUGAUUCAUUUAUUAAUCUUGAUGAGCCUCAGUUGAACAAAGAGCUGGAAGCUUUGAAACAACGUUUUGCAAAGCAUGCGCUUCACACACCAAAACCGAAAGCUGAACGAACGGUGAACCUGAAUAUUAUUUGUAAAGAGACCACUAAUGAGGGCAAGGAGGAGCUAAAAGCAGAUGUAGUGCCUGUGCUGUUAGCUGCAGAGGACAAAGAGGAUGCAAUCCACACAAAGCCAGGUGAAAAGUUGCAAAUGCUGAAGGCCAAACUGCAGGAGGCCAUGAAGCUCCGUAGGAUGGAGGAACGGCAGAAGCGGCUCACCCUGUUUAAAUUGGAUAAUGAGGACAUGAUGGAGGAGGAGGAGGAGGAGGAAGAGGAGGAGGAAGAGAUGACGGAUGAGUCGGAGGAGGAAGACGAAGAAGGCAAUCUGGAGACUGUUGAGUACCUUCUUGGUGAAGCAGAGGAGGAUAAUGAGGAGCUGAGAGAGCAGGGCCUUGAAGAGGGUGAAAAAGAAACCGACAAAGAAUUGGUCGAUGAGGAACAUGCAGCCCAAACCAUGCACUGUCCUGUUGCCCCCAAGUCUUCUUCCACAGAAUCGACAUUGCUGCUGUUCAAGGAUAACUCUUCAAAAACAGGGUACUCUCUUCCAGGUGAAAAAGCUGAGAUGGAAGAAACGGUGGGCAAAAGACCCGACAAGCCAGAAGAUGAAGAUUCCGUUUUACUGCCGAACUUGGCCAAAGAGAACAGCCACAACAGCAGCUUUGAGCUGAUCGGCUCCAUGAUUCCUUCCUACCAGCCUUGCAAUAAGCAGGCAGCUCGUGGGGGCAACUUUCUGUCUGCCUUUGGAGGUGUCCGCUCUCCUUCUCCUGGCUUUUUCAAAACCAGCUUUAUUAGCUCUGCAUCCAAGAGUUCAGGAAAGGCAUCUGAGCCUUCCCUCCCCAUAGAGGACUCCCAAGAUCUCUAUAAUGCUACACCUGAGGAAAAAAGCCCAGUUCCAGCCACUGGGAGGUUCCAGUUUCAAUUCUCCCUCGAAGAUGACACCCAAAGUCAACUUCUUGAUGCAGAUGGAUUUCUGAACGUUGGCCACCACCGGAAUAAAUACCAGUCCUCCAAGAGUCACCUGCCUCUGGCCAGCAUGGACGAGAAUGCAAUGGAUGCCAACAUGGACGAGCUGCUGGAUCUGUGCUCCGGGCAGUUUGCCUCCCAGGACAAGCUCCCUCCGGACACUUACAGUGGCAAGAAGCAGAACAUGGAUGAACUGCUCGAUCUGUGCUCUGGGAAGUUUGCAUCUCAAGAUUCUCCCAUGCGUGGCUCUUCAGCAACCUCUAGACUCGAAAAAGGGAGCAGCUUAGAUGACCCAGCGGCUGAGGCAGUAGCUCUUUGUUCUGGCUCUUUCCCAACCGACAGGGAAGAGGAAGAUGAAGAGGAGGAAGAGUUUGGAGACUUCCAGCUUUUAACAGAUGACCAUGCAUUUGAGAGUGACGAUGAUGAGAAAAGCAAAGGAGAGGAGGAGGAGGAGGAGGAAACUGAAGCCGAAGUAGAUGACGAAGAGGAAGCCGAAGUAGAUGACGAAGAGGAAGUGUUGAGACGCAGAGAAGGACUGAAGAAGAAAUUUAAGCUGCAGGACUUCAUGGAAGAGGAGGCUGAGCUGUCGGGGAGUGAAGUGGGAAGUGAGGACGAAUAUGACGGCGAGGAACUUGAUGAAUACGAAGAAGAAAUUCUUGAAGAGGUCCUCCCCACAGAUGUGGAACUCCAGGAUCAAGUCAACAAAAUUCAUAUGAAGGUGAUGCUAGAUGAGGACAAGCGGCAGCUCCGCCUAUACCAAGAGAGGUACCUUGCUGAUGGAGACUUGCACAGUGAUGGUCCUGGACGAAUGAGGAAGUUCCGAUGGAAGAACCUAGAUGAUGCUUCUCAGAUGGAUAUGUUUCAUGAAGAUGCUGACGCCGAGGAGGAGACUGAAGAACAUCUUGAUGAGACGGAGAUCAAGUGGAGAAAGGAACGGUUAGAACGUGAGCAGUGGCUUCGGGAACAGUCAGAGAAAGGGAAGGAGGAAGAGGAGGAGGAGGAAGAUAUUGAUGAAAACAGCCAGUUCUUGAAACUAGCUAAGAAAGUCACUGUUAAGUCUCUGCAAAGGAAAGCAACCCCGGUGAUAGAUGUUCAGGAAACCAAAUCGGUACCCAGAAGUCCAUUUGAAGCCUUCUUGCCUGCCAGCAAUCCGCGGCUGAAGAGUGGCUCGCUGCUAAACCAGCCCAAGGCAGUUCUGCAGAAACUGGCAGCAAUAUCGGACCUCAACCCCACUGCCCCCCGGAACUCAAGAAACUUCGUCUUCCAGAUGAUUUCCCCAGUUAAGAAUGAAGAGGCACAGAAGAAGCCCAAGCCUCAGGUGAAGAAACACGCUCCUGUCACCACCAUGAUGCCUUCUCCUAAACGGCUUCGACUCGAUGGUGCUUUGACUAAAGAAACCCGGAGUAUAUUCCAGUUCUUGGAGAGAUAAAGCUGCAGGUGGAUAGCUCUCCGCGUUUUACAGACCUCGAGGGUUCAACGGCAAGGAACCGACAAGUUUCUGUUUCUAGUCUGCAACCAUCCGAUUCUAUUUGUGCAGCUGCCACUUUGCACGUUGCAUCCAGGCCUCUGAACCACCUCUAGUCCUUGGGUACAACUAGCAAAAUAGGGCAAAGGGUGCACUUGUAUCUAUCAGAUGCAACUCCAGUUUGAGCAUCGAUUUGAAUCUGCUCAUCUCUGUACUGCUUUCCUCUAAGGGUCACUUGAUCUGUGCUGCACAGUCACUAAAGUACUCUGGGUGGAGGAAAAGAAGCAUUAAAAGGCCUGUGUGUGUGUUUGUGUGUAUUUUGCUAAUCACAACCAAGGCUGAAGGAACUUGCUUUCUGCCUCCCCGCCACCCCCUGGGUCCUAUGCUGCUUCUGACAUUGAAGACAGCACCCUAAUUCUAUGUAUUGCAAAGGUCUACAUUAUAUUCUAAUCAAAUUUUAUUUUAACUUUCCUAAACAAGAGAUAUGUAUGCUUUUCAUCUGCUCCCCACACCCCACGUUCAUCCUUUUUUUCUUUGUUUAACAAAACUUGAAUCCGUAUUAAGGAAGAAACUAGAGAGAAAGGGACAGUCCUCUUCUAAUCAUGCCUCUCUCUUUCAGUCCUCCACAAGUUUAUUUGGACACUUUAAACCUUUUUAAAUGAAAAGUUUGAGAUCUGGAGAACGGACCUUGUUUAUAGCUAUGUUUAAUUUGGAGGCAGGAUCUAAAGUCUGGGAGGUGAAUGGAAUUCUGCACUGCGCUUCUGACUACAUUUCAAAAGUGUAUACACCAAAUACGCUUUAUGGAAAUGUCAUGCUAGGUUCUUAAAAUCCUCCAAGUUCAUUCCUCCAAGAUAGUAAUCUCCGAGUGUAAAUUUAUUCUGUAAGCACAAUAUGUGUGUGUCUGUCUGUACUGUGUAAAACAAGUUGGUGUACAGGGUGUAAUAAACAGGUGUGUUUUUAA